Taeniopygia guttata (zebra finch) is the source of this 8086-nucleotide messenger RNA. The record is from RefSeq and is a predicted model, not a curated record. Lineage: Eukaryota; Metazoa; Chordata; Aves; Passeriformes; Estrildidae.
CCACAGCUCUACAGAGACAAAGUCAAAGAUGCUGUCUCCAGCUGUGAGAAAUCUCUAAAAGGGAGCAGCAGCUGCAGGAAGCAGGAGUUAUUAGUACAGCUCUUGUGGUUAUUGCCCUGGCUGUGUGUUGCUUGGGAAGCACAAAGGUUAUGUGGAAUAUGCUGACAUACCUGAAAGUGGGAUAUAGGUCAGGUCCAAAAGGAAGGUGUUUGAUUUAUCAUACAGCUUCCAGAGCUUACUUCUUUUGGGGUGGGGGAUGUUGUCCUGUGUGCUUAGCCCUGGCAUGGGGUGUAUGUUUCUAUACCUGCACAAUCAAGACCUGAAAAAAAGAUUACCAUCAUUUUCACUUACACAGUGUUAUUAUUGGUGACUGAUUAGUUUUUUUAUCUUGUAGAAACAAGAAGUUACUUCAGCAGCUGUAAAAGGAUUCAGGGAUUUCUAAGCAGUGUUUCUUCCCAGAAGGAUUAUCCAGUGUGUGGUAGGACAACCUACCUUAAUGAAAUACUUUUUUUUAGCUUCUUGUUCUUGUCCAAUCAGAAUGGGAAUUAGCCUGCACCUUAAAGGCACUAUGUACUUCUUGUUGGAUAAUUAUUCAAGAAGUUUUACUGAUGACUUCUCUACAGCAUAAUUAUAUAUUUCAGUAUGGUAAAUUCCACCAUAGUAUGUUGCCAACAGCAUAAAACAAAUAAGAACCAUAAAGUAAUGGAGGUUUUCUAUUCAAAUGUACAGAUUUAUUCUCAUUUAGAAAACUCUAUAUUGCUAUUCAUAAGGAAGGAAACCAUAAUGCUAAGCACAGCAACUGGUACUGCAAAUCUCUCUUCUAAGUAGUAGAGGUGUCUAUGUAGGGACACCGGUUGUGCUUUCUUUCCCUUUUACACCUGUGCACUCUCUUGCGUUCUUUGUGAGAAGAAAGAUUUUGCCUCCACGAAGGCUUGUGCUUGGCUGGAGAGGUCUGCUUAGGCCAACUUUGCUGCAGCACUUUCUCCUCUGCUGAGCCCUAGCUCCAUUUUGCCUUUCCCUGCCAUUUUUGUUCCACAUAGCUAUGCUCUCCAGUCUGUACAUUUCCAUAUUACUGUUUUCUGUGUGGGGUUAUUCUUCCCUUUCUCUCCCUUCAGUGUUUCUCUGGUGAAAUGGAACCUGACUCUCAGAGAAGGGGGAUCCCUGUUCCUAUGUUUUUGUAUAACCCAGAGCUGGAGACAGACAGUGGGGUUGGGGUCUGGCUCACUCUCUUUCUGCAACAGGAAUGGUGUCUGGCUGUAGUGUGUGCUGAAUUUCCCGUUACAUCCUCUAACCCUGCCACUUUUGCCAUCCGUAGCUAUUACCAGGCUAUGAAACACAGGUGAGUUUCAAGUGACAGAUUUCCAGCCCAAGCUGGUGAUCUGCGCUUUGGGUGGUGAGUGGGAGUGGUGACUUUGAGCUGGCAGUGAGGGGUCUGGAGGUCACCACUUGGGGACCAGCCUGUGCCUGCAUGCUUAUACAGAGAGAGGCAGCUCAUCCUCCCAAGAGAGGAGCUUUGGUACCCUCCAGGCAUGUCCUUUUUGCAAGUGGAGGGCUCCUGCCAGGACAGAGAAUUAUUGAUCACGGUAAGCAUAUAUUCAUUGGUUUUCAGGUUGUUUUGAAAGAGUGCCGUGCAAGUGAAGGCUUGUGCCAAAUUUUAGCCUAGUUAUAGUGCUGUUUAUUACUUGCUCACAAUCACUCCACCUCCACAUCUUUCUCACUUGUCUACCUACCAAAUACUAGCAACCUGGCUCACCAUGAGUGAAAUAGGUUCCUGAGAAAAAAAGCCGGUGCAUUCACAGUUCAGGAGAAGCUAGUUCAAAUACAUUCCUUUCCCAUUGCAGAAAUGCUACAGGCUUGGCAUCUUUUCAUUUCUCUUCUGAACAGAGUUGGCUUCUUGGAAAUAUGCACCUGUAAGGAUCAGCUGUUGGCAAAUUCCCCUCAAUCAUGAGUUUUAUCAUUGCCCAUAGAAAACUAACAAUAACCACACAACAAGGGUUAUCCUAGUAUAGAGCAGGACCUUGAAGAUGGGGAAGUCAGGUUCUUGGGGGUAGGGACAAGUUAAUUUAGGGUGAAGGAGGGGUCAGCUUUUUAAAUAGCUUGAUUCUACCUCUUUCUUUGUGACCCUACAUUGUUUAGGCAGGGUCCAGGGAUGUCCAAGUGUUCACCCACCAUGAGCUACAAGCUUUAUGUAAGAAAACCAGUUCUUUUAAGUGUUGCAAUGAUACGGCCAAAUGAACAAGGGGUUAGAGAACUAAAUGUGAGGGUUGUAACUCCCAAAACCCUGCUCCCUAAAGUUUACCUCUGACUAUGGAAUUAUGUGAUAAAACUCCUUAAUGAAGAGAGGCUGAGAGAACAGUUUGUUUUCUCCUAACCAGAAAACCUUUUAGGGAGCACAAUUCAUGCCUUUUUUGUUCUAGCCCUGACAGAGGUGCUUCCAAAGUGUGUUAUUUUGUAUGCAGUUUCUUUUAUAAAAAAAUAGGUAAUGUUUAAUAAUUGUUGGGAGGACUAUGCCUAGGCAAUGACCAGGCAUGUGUGCCAUGCAUGCACACAAAGAGAACAUAAGAGAACAUAUCUCACCCCUGCAGAUUGCUGAAUACAAGGUCUGCCCCAGGCUCCCACGUGAUGAUGUAUUUUGAUCUCACAUUACCCAGAAUUUUCAUUUCUUUCAGCACGCUUCUGCGACUGAGACCUUGCAGUCAUGGCCACAGCCCUCAAGGCCUCUCCUACUGCACCUAAGUCACAAGGUCAGAAACCAAGCAACAGCUCAGCAGGAACUUUCUGGAAAAAAAACAGGGAGACCAGUGAACUGGUUUGGUUUUCAACUGUGGGUCUUUCUAAUCAGAUUGCUCCAAAGCAAAGGAAAAACACAGCCAAGUGAGGAAGAGAGCACUUUCCAGAUACCUCACUAACACAAACAAAGUUAAAGCCUAAUGAGUUGCCAUAUGUUGGCCUGUUCCCAGAGUGCCUAAUAACAGCUAUCAGCAGCACAGCUGGAUUGCUAAAUCCUGAGUGGUUUCAUUCCUCAUGACAAGCUUGUUGAGAAGAACUUUACACCUCUGCAGAGCUCUGGCCAAAGGCGCUUUGCUCUAUUUGUUCCUUUUGCUGUCCUGCUUCCAGUCUGCCCCCACUUGGCUUUCUAUAACAUUGAAAUGUCCAUACUGUCCCUUCAGUAUGACUGCAAGAUGAAAGAGAAGAAAAAGUGGCAACAGCCCUAGUUGAACGGAAUGGGGAACUGGCUGCUGUGGCAUGUUUAUCUGCAUGAGGGGAAGAGCAGCUGUUUUUGUCUUUUUUUUGCUCUUAGCCAGAAUGCUGUCUAUAAAACUGACCAUCUUUGCAUAAGACCUAAGAUUCUAUAUUCUGAAUGCAGAGAGGCAAUUGUCAUGGCAAGAGUACCACAGUCUGUCUUUGGUCGAGGGAUUACUGUGCUAGACCUGCCGCAGUCCAAGGAGCAUGGCAGGCGUCCUAAGGAGCUCCUGCCCCAGUUUAGUGAUGGAUCAGCCAUUUCCUUCAUCCUGUCUCUACCCAAUCGUAAAGAGCAGGGCAUUCAUAACACUGUGAUGUUUGUCCUCUGAUUGAAGGCUACCAAGUUGGUGACUAAUACAUAGUACUGGGAUUUUCCUACUUGUUGCUGUUUCCUCAGCUCUUAGAAAUGGGGAAAUUUGCUAUAAGCUGAAGGGUUUGAGGUUGACUGCUUCUCCCCAGCUCAGCUACUGCUGGUUUCACUUGCAAUGAGCCACCCACACAGCAACAAGAAUUACAAUGAGGUGAGAAAGCUGGACGGCGUUCUGGGGGUAGAAUUUCCACGCCUGGGUCAACCUUUUAACCAGUCCCCAGUUCUUGUUUUGACGGCCUAGGGAGUUUCUAUUAGAACCAGAUGGGCAUUGGCCAUGGCUAGCUGUGGAGCCAAUGCCUGUGGUAAACACCCAGCUGAGGUCUGGAGGAGCUGGCCUGUACUGUGCUGCAAGUGCUGACCAGUGCACAUGUCUGACAGGCCGUGGGCUUGAAGGUUGUGCAGGGCAGUUCACUGCUGGGUGGUCUUCCCUCUCCACUGCCUGGCUGAGAUGCUUCAGAAACACAUAGCAUGCUCCUCCACAACAUGAUGGGGGGCAAUGAAGCCAUUAAAUGCCUUGUUUCCUCCGCUAUGGCAGGAAUUUGGAUACACAGUUUGGCCUGUGCUGAGUAUUUCAUGGCCUCAUUCUGAGCUGUACUGGGCCCUUGCAACAGACACUGUUGUCCAGAAGUAUUAGGAAUUCUUCCCACUUCUGGUCAAGCUGCCUUUGCUUUUCUUGCAACUUAAAAACCUCUGGCUCUGCUUCUAUAUUGGGUUUGUGUAGCAGCAUUUUAUAGUGGAAGGGGGCUAGAAGGGUGGCUUUUCUGAGAAGCCACUCCCUUCCUGCCUUUUCUCCUAAAGACACAUCACUUUGCUGCUAGUGACAUCAGAAGACACCAAAUGUGUUAGGAUUGCAUGUUCUGUGGUUUACAGAUGCAGCUGGCCACCCCCCUGCAGCGUACUGUGUGAGGCCUUUGCUUUGCACAUGCUGCCACAGCCAGAGGCUGAAGACAGCUGCUUGUUGUUCACCCUGUGACAGGUGCCGGAAGCUGCCUAAGGCACACUCCAUUGCUGCACCAGCCCCGAGUGUGGAAGAGCUGCCACCAGGCAGGAUAGGUGGGACAUGCUGAUUUUUGACAGCUGUGGUAAAACAGAGCUCCAUGAGAUGUAAGACCUUGCCAUAAACAGCUGUGUGCCAGGAGUAGAGUUCUGGUCUUGGUGCAUCCUCAACUGCAGAGAUCUGGGGACAAGCUGAUCUAUGUUGCCUUAAGUGGGUCAAUUUCUGCCAACUUGCAUGGAAAGAGCAGGGAGUUCUGCCAGCAUUGCCAACUCAGGUGAACACUGUGGGAAUGUGUGAGUCUUGCUGACCUCAUGCAGAGAUGCUCUGGGCACGCUUUGCAUGGUGCAGCUGCGGAUGUUGGGUUUGAGCCUGAGCAGAACUGUAGGUUUCUGUUCCAGAUGGUCAGGGUGAGUUCACAAGCACAGUCAUUCCUGUUUCUUUUUACCAGCAUGUGUUGGGUGAUUUCCUAAGAGAAGAUACAAGCCUCUGUGCAAUCUCCUCCAUGUGAGCAAGAUGUACAUAGCCACAGCUCUGUGAAGGUCUGGACCCCCAGUGUGACAAGCAUGUGGAGCUGCUGUAUUGAGUCCAGAGGAGGAAGCACCUCUGCUAUGUAUGACAGACCGAGAGAGUUGGGCUUGCUCAGCCUGGAGAAGAGCAGGCUUUGAGGAGACCUUACUGCAACCUCUCAUUAUUUAAAGGGAGCCAGACAUCCAGUAAGAACUACCAUGAAGAACAAGCCGUGGCUCCAGAAUAUUUUCUUCUGCCUUUUAUUCCAGUACAUUAUAUGUUGUGAAAACCUCACUUGUUUUGUGGACUAUGUAGAGACCCUGUCCUGUAUCCUGCGAGAUGAGCUGGGUGCUGGUUCAUACAAUCUCACUGCUACAUGGGUUCCUGAGGAAGAUCCAGAAAAUACUGUGGCUGCCUGCAGUCUCCUGCAAUUGUCAAGAAACACCAGUCACACGCAGUACAUGUGCACUGUGGACAUGACUGAACUCCUGGCAGAUACCAAAGUACAGGUGGAUGUUACAGAGAUAGCUGAUAGGCAGCAUGUGCUUUCCAAAGACUUUUAUUUGUCAGACAACAUAAAACCACAGCCUCCAUUCAACCUGACCGCUUUGUUCUCAGAGGGUUACAAUAUAUCUUGGGAAACCAUCUACCACAACUCUUCUUUCUACUUUUUGAAUGAGGAGCUGGAAUAUCAGCUGCGUUACAAAAGAAGAACAGACACCUGGGAGACUCAGAAGAUUAAAGCUGUUCAUGAAGAUAAACGGACACUGGUAAUCCUGCCGUGGGAACUACAGGCGAACACUGAGUACGAGUUCCAAGUGAGAGCUCGACCCCGGGAAGACAGUGGCUAUGGUGGUUUUUGGAGUGAAUGGAGUUCUCCGCUGUCAUUGAAAACCAGCCCUGCCGGGUAUAAAUGCAAGGUGAGCCUGAAUGACUCGUCUCUUUCUCCAGCAGUGACACAGACAGGAGGCAUGGAAUGGCUGUUGCUGUUUGGUAUUGUCGUGGCAAUCAUGGCCUCAAUCGCAACAUUUCUGGCCAAACAGCAGAGCUUGUGGAAUAAGAUGGCUUGCAUCCCAGACCCUGCUCCCUUUUUCAAACCUCUUUACAUGGCUCAUAAUGGAGAUUUUAAGAAGUGGGUUGGUGCAUCCCAUAUGAAAAUGACCUUUGAUUUCUUUGAAUGGGGAAUAGUCCUUCCAGAAGUCCUAGAAGUUUACACUAUGCAUCCUUCCAACAGCACCCCACAGGAAGAGCUGCAUGAGCUAAGAAAGAAUCUGCCUUGCAAGCCCUGUGUGUCUUGCCUGACUACCCCAGGUCAUGAAAGCCAGUUGCUGUGGUGUAGUGUAAACAGUAGUGGUGGGACUGAGGACCAGUCAUAUGGGCACUUGUCAAUUGAUACAGUGACUGUGGCUGAUGAAUUUACAUCUUGUAACUGCCAAUGCAGCUGUAACCAUGUGUACAGGGAACAUGAGCAUACCAACAAGGAAGAUGAUAGUGCUGGAGAGCUUGGUUACCCCAAGGUUAACCUUGAUGAGGAAGACAGAAGGCUAUCCAGUGACUUGCAUUUGGCUGAUCUAAGUACACAGGACAAAAUACUUGCUUCAGGCUCUGUGUCCACAGACCACCUGAGUAGCACAAGUGUCCCAGUCAACCAGCAAGGAGAAAGGGGAGUGGAAGGAGAGGUGGGGAGCAUCCUAGAAGCCUUUUGUUUGCAGCCUUAUCAGUGGGAUUUGGAAAAUCCAGAUUCUCUACCUUCUCCUGAUGGUGAAAGUGUUUCCUACAGUGAAGGCUCCUAUGACUUCUUCCCUCACAAUACAAAACCUGGUGACUGUUAUCCUUUGAUCUGUGUAGAUUUGGACACUAUUGACAGUGGCUUUGUGGACUCAGACUGUGGAAGUCCAGUUGACUCUGAAUUUGGGCAAAACAGUCAGACCAUUUGUGCGCCCAUCCCUCUUGAGCAGGAGGGGCAAGACUUUACACGUAGCUACGUCAAGCAGUGGGUCUCCUGUCGCUCUGAGAGCCCUAUCAGUGGGACACAGACAAACUAAGGACUGGAUGAGUGUGGGGCCUUUUCCAUAGUGUGCCAGGAGCAAACUGCUAGCAAAAUUCAGAAGAGAAAAAAAGUUUACUUUGUGUAAGCUCUAUUGCAUAAACUGUCACCUGUUAGGAUGACAGAAAUAUGCCUGUUUCUAUUCCCACUUAUCCUAUUAAUGUCUCAAAUUUGUUGUGAUUGAUUGUUCCUGAGUUUUGUUGGGUUUUGGUUUUUUUUUAGAAUCAUAUAUCAACCCUCCCUUAAUGUCAGAAAAUUGUCAGAAAAAAACCCCUGUAUCUUGAAAAUUAUCCUUUGCCUUAUAUAGAUAUGCAAAAUUUUUUGCAGUAACCUUAUAAAGAGUACAGAGCUUUAAGUUAUUUUCCCUGGUAUUCUCACAUGACUUAAGGGUUUGGCUGCACAUGGAACCUCAGAAUCAUAACCCAUGGCAGGCGUGUUUGCUAUGUUAAAGUUCCCCUACCUUUCCAAACAACAUGUGAUGUUACUUGUCCUUCUACUGUCUUUGGCUCUUUAAACUCGGCUGUAGUAGUCUGUCAGUUAUGGAGGGCUCCAAACCUGUCCACGAGGAUCAAAACUAAUUCUUAUGUAAUCAUUGCAGAAAUGGGUGUACUAGAGACUAAGCACAACUCAGGUUUCACAAAGACUUUCCAGGUGGAGUCUGCAAAUGAAAAGACUUCAAAAUAUAUAUAAUUCUAAACAAACUCUCCGUACUAGGCUUUUCUAUUGAGUCAGACUCUCUCCCUGCACUUUUCAAGCAUUUUAAUUGAGCAGCUUUUAGAAUUUUGCCAAAAUUAUCGAAACAUUGUCCUGCCUGGAUAUGCCUGCCACUUCUGCCUUGGACUUGCUCUGCUGCAGUUAACAGGUCAGUAGCACAAAUUUUGAGCGAUAUCUGCUAGCUAAUAAAGCCAAAUAUGAAACUGCA